Messenger RNA from Aspergillus niger, 996 nucleotides. RefSeq lists its product as uncharacterized. The transcript has a single exon. The record is from RefSeq and is a predicted model, not a curated record. NCBI's taxonomy places the organism in Eukaryota, Fungi, Ascomycota, Eurotiomycetes, Eurotiales, Aspergillaceae. Bases 1 to 996 code for a protein of 331 amino acids.
AUGUCUUACACUGCCGUUCACGCCAACCCCCGGGGCCCGGGUGAUGCCCGACCCACAGCCCUCCAAAUCGUCCAAGACAGCAACAUGCAAAACCAACUCAAAGGCAAAGUCGCCGUCGUGACGGGCGUCUCCUCCGGCCUGGGGGUCGAGACUGUCCGCGCCCUCGCCGCCACCGGCGCAACGCUGUACCUAACAGCCCGCGACCUGAGCAAAGCGCGCACAGCCCUAGGCGACAUCUUCCAGCCAGAAACCAUGGAGCUGGUACCAAUGGAUCAAGCCUCUCUUUCCAGCGUGCGACAAGCUGCAGAGUUCAUUUUGUCCAAGACAACCAAAGUGAACAUCCUCAUCGGCAACGCGGGGAUCAUGGCCGUGCCGGACCUCCAGCUCACAGAGGACGGGUACGAAGUGCAGUUCGCGACGAACCACCUCGCCCACUUCCUUCUGUUUAAUUUGCUCAAGCCGGCCCUGUUAGCGGGAAGUAGUCCUGAGUUUCAUUCAAGGGUGGUUCUGGUGUCGAGCUCAGGACAUCGCGUGCAUGGGAUUAAUGAGCCGGAUAAUUAUCAAUUCCAGAAGGGUGGGUAUCAUCCCUUGGUUGCGUAUGGGCAGUCCAAGACGGCGAAUAUCUAUAUGGCAAGUGAGAUUGAGCGGCGGUAUGGAGGACAGGGGCUGCAUGGGCUGAGCUUGCAUCCUGGGAUUAUUGCCACCGGGUUGGGGAGGUAUCUGUCCGAGGAACAGAUUCAGGCGCUGUUGAGUGAUGAGACGGUGGGUAGGGUUGCGAAGAGUACGGAGCAGGGUGCGGCCACUACAUUGUGGGCUGCUGUGGGAAGAGAAUGGGAGGGUAAGGGAGGGAAGUAUCUGGCUGAUUGUGCCCUUGCAGAGGAUAAAGAGUAUGAUGGGCAUGUUGGCAGGACGAUCGUGAGUUAUACAUAUUGGCCGGAGGGAGAGGAGCGGUUGUGGAGAGAUUCGUUGGAGAUGAUGGGCUUACGGGAGGAUUAG